Molecule: messenger RNA, 5891 nt
Organism: Macroventuria anomochaeta
Lineage: Eukaryota; Fungi; Ascomycota; Dothideomycetes; Pleosporales; Didymellaceae
Product: P-loop containing nucleoside triphosphate hydrolase protein
Exons: 4
Coding region: 129-5891 (1920 amino acids)
Biological process (GO): regulatory ncRNA-mediated heterochromatin formation
Cellular component (GO): nuclear RNA-directed RNA polymerase complex; nucleus
Molecular function (GO): helicase activity; zinc ion binding
Source: RefSeq, a predicted model, not a curated record
ACCAAACGACCCACUCAUCAAAUUCAGCGAAACAACAAGGGUACUUCUGAAGUUGUUACUAUAGUGAAGUGUACUGACCAUCGUCUCUAUAGAAUCCUUCAAUCACACAAGCCAAACACACUCUACCAAUGAUUUGGCAAGGCGGCGACUCUGGCCGCGGAAAUGGUAGAGGACGUGGUCGCGGCCGUGGUACUGGACGAGAGCGUAAUGAUCGAGGCGGACGUGAGCAAGCCAGCAACAACAGACCAGCGAACAGGGUUUGCUUUGGCUUUCAGAACGGCAGCUGCACACGAAAAAACUGCCGCUAUUCACACGAUGUUAGCGAUGGUACUAGCAACGAUAGUCAGCGAAAAGUGAGAGCUGAAGAGACAGAGGAGCAACAGCAGGCGCGAACCCAGUACAACGGCUGGAAGAAGUACCUCGGUCAAGCGUACGCGCCGUCCGAUACCUACACCAUGCGGCGCGUUUGGGAAGGUGCCCUAAACGUCCUCCACGAAGAUGAUCGCGAUUGGAAGCAACAGCUACCUCGCGAUCUUGAUAGCGACGAACACAGGUGUAACGGUCGCGCGCACGUCAAAGCUCUUGUGAUGAAGCGUGCCACAGCCAGCGGCAUGGUGGACUAUGUUGAGGUGGCGAAGAACUUCCUAGAAGUCAUCACGCAUCCAUCCCUGGUAGACUGCCUCGCAGUGGACGAGUAUGUCAACGGUAUCUACAACUUCAUCGCAGGCGGCGACAAUGGAGCUCGAGCUAUCGGGUUCUUUCAACAUCUCUGCGAAGCGUUGGUUACUGUCCGCACUGAUGAGCACAUCUCAGUCUCCCAGACCGUUGCGGAGAGUGCUCUGACUUGCCUUGCUGUAGCCCUCUAUGAGUUGCUGUAUCGCAAUCAACGAGCGAGACUCAACAAUGAUCUGGACCAGCUUGUCAAUGCUGUGGACAGCGCAGCAGAGAUCAUCCCGGCAAGUCAGCCCUCUGUCACCUCUACAGUCGUCAAGAAGCGGGUCGCAGACAUCCAAGGUAUGAUCGACCGAGCUAGAGGUUUGGUCACUGAUGACAAUUCGACGGAAGAGGAAGAACGGCGUGUCUUCGCGGCAUCCUUGUACCCAAGAGACCUUGUCAUUCCCACAGAUCGACACGACAACGACAAGAGGGACAUUGCCGACAUCACAGUCUUCCCCACCCGCAACGAGUUGAUGAGCGAUGCGAAAGAGUUUCUGCCGUCGACCGAUCCCGAUCAGCCACAUUUCCUGACGAACAAGGUCAAAAGACAUAUCGACACGAACUUCCGCCUCUAUCGCCACGAUGUGUUCGGUGAGUUGAAGAAAGCUCUUUCUGGCUUGUUACACGCAGCUACCGAUGACCCUACCAUACUUUUCGAUCCGAAAUUUCAUCUUCAAGGCAUGCGAGCCUACUAUUAUCCUAACGCUCAAGUCAAAUAUGUCAGCUUCGACACACGUCGUGGACUUCAGGCGCAUAUCUCAUUUCCUCAACCUCAUGGUGCGCGCAGGCGAUCACCUGGUGAGAGGCGCGCUUGGUGGGAGGACUCCAGGAGAAUGGAAGAGGGCACACUCCUCUCGUACAUCUUCAUCCGGGACUCAGUCGUGCAACACCUCUUUUUCACGGUCACACAGAAAAGCACCAAUCCCGCUCAAGAAUAUGGUUUAGCAUACCGAGAUUUUGUGGCCACGAUCACCACAAAGUUAACGACACAGAGUCAUGACACGCUUGAAACAAUGAUCGGUGCAAGCUGCAGCAACGUACAAGGUGUCCUCUUGGAGUUUCCCAAUAUAUUACCGGCAACCUUUGUACCGAUCCUUGCGAACUUGCAAGAAAUGCAGCGAUUGAGUCGUUUGAGAUUCUCUCAGUGGCUACUACCGGAUCGACAUGAUGGACCACUGCAUCUGAAGGUCUUUCAGGACAUCCCUCCGCCAGUUUACGCCAGACAGCCCGGCUUCAAGUUCCCUCUUGCGACCAUCCUAAAGGCAGAGGCACAAACCGCCGACAAUGCCUUUGGCAUUGAAGCUACCGCAUCAUGCUCAGAUGCACCACUCAUCGAGAAUAUCGCGACGAGGACAGCACUCGAUGACGGACAAUGCAGAGCGCUGGUUGCAGCUCUGACACGCGAGUUCGCCUUCAUCCAAGGUCCGCCGGGCACGGGUAAAUCCUACAUUGGCCUGCAAGUCAUGAGAAUACUCUUGGAGAUCAAGAAUAGAGCUUCUCUUGGGCCGAUCAUUGUGGUGUGCUACACAAAUCACGCUCUAGACCAGUUCCUCGAACAUUUGAUCAAAGUUGGCAUCACAAAAGUCAUUCGUGUCGGUGGUCAGAGCAAAUCGGAGCUACUCGAGGGUCACAACCUUCGUGAUAUCACGAGAUCCGAAGGGAAGACCAAGAUGGAGGCAUACCAGUCGGCAAUGAUGUACAAGAGCCUGGAAGAGCACAAAGAAGAUGUCAAUAAGAUCCUCGGGCGACUGCAUGCUUCAAGCAAGAAUGCGGACUGGAAAGGCUUAAAUGAUCACAUCUCUGGAAAAUACCGUGAAAUACAUCAUCAGUUCCGCCAAAUUGAUGACAACGGCUUCAAGGUGGCCGGCCGACAUCCAUUCGACGCCUGGAGACCCGCGAGGCCAGCAAUCAGUACUCAAGUCCAGAUCACAGCCUCAGAGCUCGCACGCAUCAUUCGGAAGGCAUCACUCAGCGUGCAUUCUCUGAACCCAGUUGAGCGCUGCGCCUUGGUAGAGCACUGGCUUGCCGAAGUACGAGUCGAUGCUGUGGCCGAGCUGUCCAGGAACGUCGAUGAUGCAGACAAAUGUCACACCAUCCUAAACAAAGUCCACGAUGAGGCUGACCGACGAGUAUUGGCAGGUGCAGAUGUCAUCGGUGUGACGACUUCCGGACUAGCAAAGAGGAUCUCUGUGUUGAAGCACGUAAGCUCCAAAGUCAUCGUUUGUGAAGAAGCUGGAGAGGUCAUGGAACCACAUAUGCUUUCUGCUUUACUGCCAACUGUUGAGCAUUGCAUUCAAAUCGGAGAUCAUGAGCAGCUGCGCCCAACGAUCAACAAUUUCCAAGAUCUGUCCCUCGAGAGUAAACAAGGUGCCUUACAUGCUCUCGACAAGAGCCAGUUUGAGCGACUGGCAGUCGGAGAGCGUAGCAGACCGCUAAUGCCAGUUGCGCAACUGGAAAUCCAGCGCCGCAUGCGACCCGACGUCUCCACACUUAUUCGCGAGACAAUCUAUCCAAAGCUGAUCGACCAUUCAUCGACCAUCACCUUACCGAACGUUGUAGGUAUGCGGAUGAAUGUCUACUGGCUUGACCAUGGGCACCUGGAAGACGAGAAAGACAGUGUGGUGUAUCACAGCAAGUCGAGGUCUAACGAAUGGGAGAUCGACAUGGUGCAUGCACUUGUCCGCCACAUUAUCCGACAAGGUACAUACAGCAGCAGUGAGAUCGCAGUACUAACUCCGUAUACCGGGCAGCUACAGAAGCUGCGUGCAGCUUUGCGUAGCGAUUACGAGAUCCUACUGAGUGAUCGCGACCAGGAAGCUCUGGAAAAGGACGGAUUCAGCGCGACUGACACUGUGCCCCAACCGUCUGUCGCUACACAAGACCACAGGCGCAAGCCACUGCAGAAGAAACAAUUGAGCGAGCUUCUCAGGGUGGCGACCGUCGACAACUUCCAGGGUGAAGAAGCUAAGAUCAUCAUUGUCUCAUUAGUUCGCAGCAACAAGGAGAGAAACGUCGGAUUUCUAAAGACCUCGAAUCGCAUCAACGUCUUACUGAGCCGAGCUCAACACGGGAUGUAUUUGAUCGGCAACACAGAGACAUAUUCCAGCGUCGACAUGUGGCAGAAAGUGAUCAACAUGCUCGGAGCCAAAAACUCGAUUGGUCAAACUCUCGCACUAUGCUGUCCGCGUCAUGUCGACAAAGUCAUCGAGAUUCGUGAACCUGAAGACUUUGCGACCGCCAGCCCAGAGGGUGGAUGCAAAGAAGCAUGUUCCGAUAGGCUGAACUGUGGCCAUAGUUGCCAAGCAGCGUGCCACUCGGAAGCGAUGCAUGCGGUCUGGCAAUGUGAGAUGCCAUGUCAGCGCCGACACAGUCCAUGCGAGCAUCCUUGCCAGAAGUCUACAUGCGGUGAAGACUGCGGACUGUGCAUGGUCCCGAUAGACAACGUACAACUUCCCUGCGGUCACACGAAGGAUCGGGUACCGUGUUACCAAACCCUCAACCGAGACAGCAUUACUUGCGAUGUUCUUGUACAGAAAGAAGUCCCAGGAUGCAAGCAUACAGUCGAGGUCAAAUGCUCACUGGAUGUCAACCAUGAGAAAUUCAAUUGCUCAUGGCCCUGCACUGAGAUUCUCUCAUGCGGUCAUCAAUGCCCAGGAAAUUGCGUCCGCUGCAAACAGAAAAAUGCCGAGGGUCAGAGCACUACAAAUCAUCCUGAGUGCAUCAAGACCUGCGGUCGCAAGCAUGGGACUUGCAACCACAACUGCAAGCGAACUUGUCAUGGAGGAAGCGACUGCGGUCUUUGCCAACAGUCUUGCGAGCAAUGUGGGAUGCGAGCAGAGGAGCAACCCGAUCUCGUUAUGAUGCUGCCAUAUAAGGACGUCGACCUGGAUGAUUCGCCCAUCGUUGUACUGGGCUGCAAACGCAGGCACUUCUUCACCGUUGAGACGCUCGACGGUAUCAUUGGAAUGAAGGACGUGUACGAGAUCGAUGCGAAGACCGGAGAGUACACUACUUUGAAGGAAACCGAGCAGCUGGCAGCUUCGAUUCCUCAGUGUCCGACUUGCCGAGAGCCUGUUCGCCAAUAUGCCACCCAGCGAUACAACAGGGUUGUCAACCGUGCAGUUAUCGAUGAGAUGUCAAAGCGUUUCAUUGUUAGUGGGCAACAAGAGCUUCAGGAGCUUUCGAAGAGGUUGCAAAGCGUUCAAGAGAGUUUGGAGUCGACACGCUCUAGACUAUUGCCUGGUACGGACACACGUUGGACCGAUGAGGCCACGAAAGGUGUUGCAAGGAAGAUCAGCAGUCGAUAUGUCAAGGCUAGCGAUCUGGAGAAAGAUGCCAGGCUGUUCUUGCGUAAGAUGGAUGAGCGAAACAAACCAUCACACAAGCUACACGAGGCCAUCGUUCAUGCUGCCAGCAAACAAAUCGAUCCCAGCAACUAUCUCAGCGAUUCGAUGACACAAAUGAGUCUUGGUUCAACCAGCGCAAAUAAGAAGCAAGAUCGCGACCAGCGCAUCACUCUUGGUGGUAGACUCUAUCACCUCAAGGUACGCCAGCUGAUGCUGAGUGACAAGUUCGAACUUCUUCGCAGCUACAAAUCUCGAUCUGGCGCCAUCGACCUCGAAUUUCCAGGCGGAUCGCCGAUCACUCGGAGUGGUUUUUUCCUACAUGACUGUUUGGGACUCAUUAAGGACUGCAGGAAUGCCAACUCGCCUAAGCUUGCAGUUGAAACUACGCUUCACUACGCUCACACAGCCUUCCUACUUGGAUCAUUUGGCGCCAUCAAGGAAGCUGAUCGCCCAAAGGUUGCCCAAUAUCGCGAAUCGGCCAAGACUUUGCUUGAGGAAGCGGACAAGCUCUGCGAGAACGCUUUCCAGAACCGAGAUCUACUCAAGCAGAGUAUCGAACGUACUCUUCAAAUGUUAGGUCGCGAGUUCUACGAGGAAGUGACGAAGGAGGAGAUCGAGGCCAUCAAGCGAGCGAUGGUCGGCGGCCGCGGAGGUAUUGCUACGCACACUGGUCACUGGUACAACUGUAUCAACGGACAUCCAUUCGCUAUUGGCGAGUGUGGUAUGCCAAUGCAACUCGCCCGUUGCCCAGAAUGCGGUGAGCCGGUUGGUGGUCAGAGCCAUCGGGCAGUCGCCGGAGUUACUCGAGCAACUGACAUGGAGGGUUGA